CCCACAUCAUAGUCACCAAAAUAUCCCAAAAUCUUGGUCCUUUAAUCUCAUUAAAACUAGGAAAUCAGCUUAUAGUCCUUGGAUCUUCACCUGAAUCUGCCAUUGAAAUCUUGAAAAAUCAUGACAAACAACUGUCUGCUCGUUAUGCACCAAAAGCAACACCAAUAAAAGAAUCAGAUCUUAAGAGAUACUCACUUCUUUGGUCUACAAAGUGUAAUAGUCACUGGAAAUCUAUAAGGGUUUUGUGGAAAACUGAGCUUUUUUCAAGUAAAGCUAUGGAAUCAUAUGCUGAAAAAAGAGGAAAAGGGGUUGUUGAAAUGGUGAAUUUCUUGAAUUUUAAACAAGGUAAAGUUGUGAAAAUUGGGGAUCUUGUUUUUGGUAAUGUUUUUAAUGUUUUGGGGGAGAUUUGUUUUUCAAGAAAUAUGGUUAAGUUGGAAGAUGAGAGAGUUAUUGAUGAGAUGAAAGGGAAUAUUUGGAGGUUUAUGGAGUAUGGUACAACUCCAAUUUUAGCUGAUUUUUUUCCAAUUUUUGAUGGAGUUGUUGAUAUUCAAGGUAAAAAGAAGAAGGCAAAGAAGUGUCUUGAUAAUUUGUUUAAAAUUUGGGAAGGGAUAAUAAAGGAGAGAAGAGAAUCUUAUGUUGAAAAAAAUGGGGAUUUCUUGGAUUUAAUGCUUGCUAAUGGAUUUUCUGAUGAUCAAAUCAAUUACAUGCUUCUGGAAAUAUUUCCAGCAGGAACAGGAACAUUGACAUCCACAAUUGAGUGGGCAAUGGCUGAGCUAGUGAGGAACAAAGAAGUGAUGAAGAAACUCAACUCUGAACUUCAAAAUGGAUCAAUAAACUCAAACACCAUUCAAGAAUCAACAAUCUUUCAACUCCCUUAUCUAAAUGCUUGCAUUAAAGAAGUCUUAAGGCUACAUCCACCAAUAGCAUUUCUACCUCACUAUGCAAGUGAAACAUGUCAAGUUAUGAACUACACAAUCCCAAAAAGUUGUCUAGUUUUUGUGAAUCUUUGGGCAAUUGGACAUGAUCCAAACCUUUGGGAUGAUCCAUUUUCAUUCAAGCCAGAGAGAUUUUUGAACACAAAUAUUGAUUAUAAAGGUCAAGACUUCGAAUUCUUGCCAUUUGGUGCUGGAAGAAGAAUGUGUCCUGGCUUGCCCUUUGCUACAAAACAAAUGCAUUUGAUUUUGGCUUAUUUGGUUUAUCACUUUGAGUGGUCUCUUCCAAAUAAUGGUGAUCCUUUGAUGCUUGACAUGAAUGAAAAAUAUGCUGUGCCAUUGCAGAGACAAAAGCCUUUGCUUCUUGUUCCUACUAGCAAGUGGUAGUUAAAAAACACAACCUAAAUUAUUACUUUCUUGCGAGUUUCAUAUCUCACACACUUAAGAUUUGUACAUAUGUAUUUUACAAAAAAGAAAUAUCUAAUGAUAUAGAGUGUGUUUGGUAUGAAGGUAAAAAUGUACUUUCACGGAAAGUGUUUUCUUAAAAAAUAUUU
Messenger RNA from Solanum stenotomum, 1486 nucleotides. RefSeq names its product probable (S)-N-methylcoclaurine 3'-hydroxylase isozyme 2. Bases 276 to 1319 code for a protein of 347 amino acids. The record is from RefSeq and is a predicted model, not a curated record. Lineage: Eukaryota; Viridiplantae; Streptophyta; Magnoliopsida; Solanales; Solanaceae. Gene Ontology annotation, molecular function: heme binding; iron ion binding; monooxygenase activity. The transcript is spliced from 2 exons.